Colletotrichum graminicola M1.001 is the source of this 1230-nucleotide messenger RNA. RefSeq names its product glycosyl hydrolase family 18. Gene Ontology annotation, molecular function: chitin binding. The coding region runs from base 1 to 1230 and encodes 409 amino acids. Gene Ontology annotation, biological process: carbohydrate metabolic process. The record is from RefSeq and is a predicted model, not a curated record. Lineage: Eukaryota; Fungi; Ascomycota; Sordariomycetes; Glomerellales; Glomerellaceae. The transcript has 5 exons.
AUGCGUCUUCCUCAGACUUCUUGGACCACUUUGGUCCUGUCCAUUCUUUUACACCAAGCCAUUGCAGAAUCUUACUUUGCUCUCAACUCUGCCUAUGGUCUGUUGCAAAACACUGUUGCCGCCGACGACCUCGAGCUUCCAGUCGGAACUUGCAAUGCAAACACGCCAUGUGUAAACGGCGCUUGCUGCAGUGGUAACGGCAGCGGUCUCUGCGGUUACUCCCCCUCGGAAUGUGGCGCCGCAAACUGCACCUCCAACUGUGAUGCCAAAGCCGAGUGUGGCCAGUACGGCAAGCCUGGUAAACAGACGUGUCCUCUUGGUGUUUGCUGCUCAAAGUUUGGUUUCUGUGGCUCAACCUCUGACUUCUGUGACGCCGGAUGCCAGGAGGGAUUCGGUGGCUGUGGCGACGUCAAGCGGCCCUCCUGCAGCAAGGACGGCGGCAGCAUCAACAAGCGGACCAUCGGUUACUAUGAAUCAUGGGCCAACACACGAGCCUGCAGCGCCGUUUCGCCCGAGGACCUCAACUUGGAUGGCCUUACUCACAUCAACUUUGCUUUUGUCUUCUUCGAUCCGUCAUCGUUUCAGAUCGUUCCCAUGGACAAGAACGCUGGCACCCUCCUCAACCGUUUCACCAAGCUGAAGGAAAAGAAGGCUGGCCUACAGACUUGGGUCAGUGUUGGUGGUUGGUCUUUUAACGACCCCGGCCCAUACCAAAAGGCCUUCAGCACCAUGGCCUCGAGUGCGGGAAACAGAAAGAUGUUUAUUGAUGGUCUGAUCAAGUUCAUGGAGCUAGUAGGUUUCAUCACCCUUAAAUUCCUACAAUCGUCUGACAAGGACCCAGGUGAUCGCGGUGGAACCGCAGACGACACUGCCAACUUUGUGCUGCUGUGCAAAGACAUCAAGGCUGCGUUCGGGAGUCGUUUUGGCUACUCCAUCACUCUGCCUGCAUCGUACUGGUACCUCCAGAACUUUGAUCUCGCUGGCAUGCAGCCAUAUGUCGACUGGUUCAACAUCAUGUCGUACGACAUCCACGGCGUGUGGGAUGCUGCUUCAAAGUUCGUCGGACCUAUUGUCGCAGCACACACCAACCUCACUGAGAUCGACAUGGGUUUGGAUCUCCUCUGGCGUGCGGGCCUCAAGCCCGAGAAGGUUGUCCUCGGUCAAGGAUGUAAGCAGCCAGCCAGAUGUUUAUUCUGUUCUCUCGCCUCAUCGGUACAAUGGCUGACCUAG